Messenger RNA from Pisolithus orientalis, 672 nucleotides. RefSeq lists its product as uncharacterized. The coding region runs from base 1 to 672 and encodes 223 amino acids. The record is from RefSeq and is a predicted model, not a curated record. Lineage: Eukaryota; Fungi; Basidiomycota; Agaricomycetes; Boletales; Pisolithaceae. The transcript is spliced from 4 exons.
AUGUCUACCACCAACACCAGCACCUUCAUCCUGGCACAAUCAACCAACAACAUCCAGCCAGUCAUCACCACUGAAAAUGCCAAGCAGAUAGUUGAGGAGGCUGCCAGGGUUACAAUGCAGGCACUGAGAGGACUUCAGGGCCAGGAUGCUAAGCACUGGGGCAAAGCAGCUCAGCUUGUGGAAUGGUCUGCAUGGUUGUUGAACAUCUACCCCCAGCAUUCUGAGAUCCCUCCACAUCUUAUUGCUAUCAAUAUGCACAUGGUUGACCUGGCAACACCUAAGUCUCACCCAUAUUACAAGGUCAUGGAGGAGCUUACUGGGCCUUCAUCAAGGGCAAAGCACCAGGCACAGCCAGUGGAUAAGGGGAAGGGGAGAGAGUUGGGUAUGGAUGAGGCUCAAGGGAUUUGGCUUCUGGAUGCACCCACAGACACUAUGGCUAGGACCACUGGAGUUGCAAUGCAGAAGCCAGGAAAUGAGGAGGAUCAGAACAGGGAGAAGGCAUGGGGCCAUAGCCAGUCAAGAUGUGGCCAGCCAGCAGCCAAGCCUGUCAAUGCCAGUGAUCAGACCAGUAGAGGCCAGAGCCAGUCAAGGAGACCAAUGAAGAAGGCAAAACCAGCAGUUGACAAGGAUGAGCAGGACUGGCAAGACAUCAACAACCCUCCUGAGUCCUGA